AUGGAAAACUCUGAUGGUGCCAGGACGCAACAGGAAAUGGCCGAGACAAAUCUAGACGAAGAAAAGACGCAAGAGGUUGAAUGGCCAGACGACCCAAAUAACCCGAAAAACUUCGUGGCCUGGAGAAAAUGGGUGAUGGUUUUAAUUGUUUCAUUCAGCUCGCUCUGCAUCACAUGUACAUCCGCGCUAUACUCAGCGACUUACGAGCAGAUCACUGUGCAAUUCAAAAUCUCCGAGCUUGCUGCCACAGUGGGACUAUCAGUGUUCAUCCUCGGUAUGGGUGUUGGUCCUAUGUUUGUAGCUCCUCUUUCUGAGUUCUACGGACGGCGUCCUAUCUAUUUAAUCUCCCUAGCCUUUUUCGUCAUUUGGCUGAUCCCAUGCGCUGUCGCAAAAAAUCUGGGAACCAUGAUCGCCGCCAGAUUACUCGGCGGACUGACCAGUGCGGCUUUUCAAAGCGUGGCCGGCGGCACAAUCGGCGACUUGUUUACUCGAGAACAGCUACAACUUCCAAUGAUGAUCUAUACAGCAACGCCAUUUGCCGGUCCUGUGCUUGGGCCUAUGCUUGGGGGGUUUAUAAACUACAACACGUCGUGGCAGUGGUCAUUCUACAUGAUAAUUAUUUGGAGCGCUGCGCUUUGGGUCUCAUGUAUAUUCUUCAUGCCAGAGACCUAUGCGCCCGUUCUCCGACGACGAAGAGCGCAGAAACAUGCUGUCACCGGUGACGAAGUCAUCCACAGCCCAACAGACUCUAUGAAAGGAGCCCUAAUGAAGUCAAUGUACCGACCCUUCGUACUUCUCGCCCUCGAGCCCAUGUGUCUGUGUCUAUGCAUCUACACAGCUAUCAUGAUAGGGACUUUAUACCUCUUCUUCGGGGCUUUCCCUUUGAUAUUUGCACACACAUACGGUUUCAAUCUCUGGCAAGUCGGAUUGACAUUCCUCGGCCAGCUAGUCGGGACAUUUAUCGGUGCAUUGCUCGAUCCAUUCUGGCGCUGGAAUCUUCGACGUCUGAUACGAAACCACCAAGCUAAAACACUUGAUGAGUCGGGAGACUUUCUCCCUGAAUUUCGACUCCCACCUGCUAUUUUGGGCGCGCCUAUGAUUGCAAUAGGGCUUUUUUGGUUUGGAUGGAGUAGUUACCCCCAGGUGCAUUGGAUAAUGCCAGUUAUUGGGAGCGGUUUCUUUGGUUUGGGUGUUUUCCUCGCGUUUCAGGGGAUUCUCACAUUCCUAGUCGACGCAUAUCCGCUUUACACAGCUAGUGCACUCGCUGCGAAUGCCUUUCUUCGCAGUGUCUUUGCAGCUGCCUUCCCACUUUUUGGUGUUCAAAUGUAUGAAGCCUUGGGCUAUCAAUGGGCUACGUCUCUCUUGGCCUUCUUGGCUGUUGCGAUGCUGCCUUUUCCAUACAUAUUCUUCAAAUUUGGCCCUCGCAUUCGGGCUAAGAGUCGUUUUACUGCAGUAAAAUAAGAUUUGGCUAGGUGAAUCAUAAGGGAUCGACGGGAUACGCUACAUAGUGUAAAUUAAAAUAGCAGGCGAUACAAAGGAA
Molecule: messenger RNA, 1540 nt
Organism: Penicillium samsonianum
Lineage: Eukaryota; Fungi; Ascomycota; Eurotiomycetes; Eurotiales; Aspergillaceae
Product: MFS transporter
Exons: 7
Coding region: 1-1461 (486 amino acids)
Biological process (GO): transmembrane transport
Cellular component (GO): membrane
Molecular function (GO): transmembrane transporter activity
Source: RefSeq, a predicted model, not a curated record